AUAUUACAUGAUUAUUGCCAGUUGAUAAUUAAACUCACAUUGGAUUUUUCAUUUGCAGUACUCAAUAAUUGCGUUCACUUACAUAACUCAAAAUAAAGAAGUUUAUAACAUCGAGAAAUUUAUGAUGGACAAUUUUCGUCGUUUUUCUUCAAGAGGGGACACCAUUAAGGGAAGUAUCAUAGAUAAAAUAAAAAUGGGCCGAUACAUGGCUUUUAUGCAAAUUACUCUCUGUAUCAUCUGCCUGAUAGCGAUUCUUCCUACAAAUUCAGACAGAUCAGGAAUUUUGUACAUCAUAAUGAUGAUUAAGAGAGCAAAUGUGCCGCCUGUUAUCGAAAUUGUCCACUACUUACAUUUUGUUUCGGUUCAUUACUGUUGUUUUCAAGUUACUUACUGCUACUCAAAUGUCAUGCUUUAUUUUGUUCUUCAACUCCAUUUUCAAUAUAUGUUAUUGAUAGAAGACUGCAGGCGAUUGGAAAGAGACUUGGACCUAUCCAGAUAUUCUGAUGAAGACGUGAACCAAUAUCAUGCAAUAAUUGAGAGAAGGUUGGCUUCGAUACUGAGUUAUUACCAAAUUGUAGAUAGGUAUCAAGUUUUAUGUGGAGACCUUUUCAGGCGACCCAUGUUCCUUGUGAUUUGGUUUGGACUCAUCGCUCUGAUGUUCACCAGUUAUUUGUUGGCUAAAGUUGACUUGGGGCCAGAUAUAAUCCUAGUUUUCAUGGUUUGGUUAUCUAUAAUUGAAAUAGCAUUACAUUAUGUAAUCUAUGGACAAAUUUUCAGGGAUCAAAGAAAUGAAUUAUGGGAUGUUCUCAUGGAUUGUCAAUGGUUCAAUUGGAAUAACAGGAACAAAAGGACUUAUCAAAUGUUUCUCAAUCAUGUCAAUGAAGAGAGGUUGAUGAAACCUGGAGGACUUAUUAUAUUAGACUCAACUUUUAUUAUUUGGUUCGGAAGGAAAACAGUUUCUGCAGUUGCAUUUCUAUCUACUAUAGAAGAAGUGAAUGCUUCAAAAUAAAUCCACCUGGAUGCAACUGAUCGUUAACUACCAAAAAUUUCGAUGGAAACCUUGGAUCUGCUCAGCCUACUACACUUAAUAACAUCUGGACCAAUCCCUCACCAACGUUUUUUUCGAUCGUAAAAAAAAUAGUGUCUGCAAUCAACUUCAAAUUAUAUAUCUCCACAAAGUUAAUUUGAUUAUAAUUUCACAAUGAAUCUGAUUUUGUGAACUGAACAAGUUAAUCAGUAUUGGCA
Messenger RNA from Harmonia axyridis, 1245 nucleotides. RefSeq lists its product as uncharacterized. NCBI's taxonomy places the organism in Eukaryota, Metazoa, Arthropoda, Insecta, Coleoptera, Coccinellidae. Bases 122 to 1009 code for a protein of 295 amino acids. The transcript is spliced from 6 exons. The record is from RefSeq and is a predicted model, not a curated record. Gene Ontology annotation, biological process: detection of chemical stimulus involved in sensory perception of smell; sensory perception of smell. Gene Ontology annotation, molecular function: odorant binding; olfactory receptor activity. Gene Ontology annotation, cellular component: plasma membrane.